UCCUGAUACCAAUACAGAUAUAUGUGGUUUUGAUACCAAAGUGAUCGCGAAUUUAAGCCUACUGGAGUCGAAUUCCCAAUGUUCCAUUUUGUUCAAGGAGCAGUAUUGCACAGAAGCCAAUCAAUCGAUUAGUCUACAAGCAUGCCUCAGUGCACCUUGUUUAAAUGGAGGUACCUGCUCAUUAGUCGACAUAAAUACUUUCAUGUGUGCUUGUCCGGCUGGUUUCACCGGAUCAUCCUGCGAAAUCAACGUUGCAACACGUGGAAUUUCACAUCGUACAACUACUGAGGAACCAUUAACUACAUCUUGGCCAGAUAUCAUAGUGUCCUCAGCUGUAGCGUCGACUUUAAAGUCAGUCAAGACGUCAGCAGCUGUAGACAUUGUCAACCAGACAAGAGGAAUACUAACUACAACUGAGACGACUGAGCAAGCAUUAUCCACUCAUGGCCAAGAUACCGAAUUGUCUUCAAUUUCAAUGUCGACAAUAGAAUCUACAGUGGUGUCAACUGAAAUACAAGAUAUUAAUGAGAAGACGAAUGCCAUCACUUCAGCUCCAGAUAACACAACUUCGGAAGACAUUUCCCGUAUAUGCCAACGCAUUCAACCCAUGUCAUGUCAUUACAAUCAAUGUCCGACUGGGCAGGAUGGAAGAAUCGAAUGUAAAAUACAUAGCAACUCAACAUUCAAUUGCACAUGUAGACCUGGAUACAUCGGUGUCAACUGCUCUUGCGAAAUUGACGAAUGUGGGAGCAGCCCCUGCGGGGAAGGACAGAUCUGUAUUGACACAGAGAAUGCCUACUUCUGCGUUCCUACAGCCACUUCCGGUACAGCCAACAAAUCAUCAACAUCUGCUUCCAGUACAACAAAACACUCAACUCCCACAUCUACUGCUUCUGGUACAGCCCCUUCUACGUCAUCCUCCACAUCUGCUUCUACCAGUACAGCCAUUCAGUCAUCUUCUCCAUCAGCUGCUGAUCGUACAGACGCACCUUAUACCCACUCUCCAAAUGCAGACUCCGCACCAGGGGUAAUGAGAGAUAUAUUGAUCGCCCUCGGAGUCAUCCUGUUUGCAGCCUGCAUCCCACUGGCUCUUGUUCUUCGUAGGUACUACAAAGCAAAGAACAAGUUACGAGCAUCAAGACGCGCUUACCAAACUGAACACGAGCUCGUGGAGAGAAUGUCUUCGUCGCAUUUUACGAACCCAGCUUCCAGAUCUGAGAAGGGAGUACCUGUGAAACUCCACGGUGGAGGAACUGCCCCUCCCCCUAUCAGCCCGCGUCCUAUCAUAUCAUUGCCUGCAGGAACUGGACCCGAAAACGAUAUCUAUGCAGAAUAUGUCUAUAUAGAUGGUCCUAGAGCAAACCGCCCAUCCUUCGGGAAUCGUUCUGCUGCUGGCAAGGGACCAACCGGAAGUUCCGAUUACGGAGAAUACAUUUACGUUGUAGAUGCAUUCGGCAAUGGCGGAAAUGGAAUCGGCGGUGGUCCUCCUGUACCGAAGGCAGUUGGUCCGCUUCCAUCUGCCCCACCACCAACCGCAGGGGAAUACAUCUACUUUGACCAAUCCUUGUCCGCUGGUGUUACAGCGAACCCUGGUCAGUUCGUGGAAGAACCAACGAAGCCUGUGCCACCCGUAGCAAGCGUCCGACCGCUUCCUCUCGAGCCACCGUCAUUGGAUCUUGAUACCAUAGGCAAGGGGAAUGAAAACGUGUAUGAAGAAUUACCGGAAGGUGGCCAAGGUGAUCUGUCAGAGCCAAAGUUGGUUGAUGACACUGACAUCGAACUCGACAAUGACUUGUACUUAAAACCUCAAAACACUGUUAAUUAAUUUACAGCUUAUCCUGAAUAUUUAAAUUUGGAAAUUUCUUCUUUUACCAGAUUUUAAUAUUAAACGAUCCACCCGAUUAGGAAAUCUAAACAUUCUUCGUUUUCCAGAAGCACAUACAAAUGUAAUUUAUUACAUUUGAAUGGACGGUCCUUCCUUGAUAUGUGAAAUCUUAAUGCUCUUCGUUAUAAUUACUUACUAGAAACACAUACAAAUGUAAUUUAUUAUAUUUCAAUUGACGGCCCAUCCUGAUAAUAGGGCAUAAUGGUUUUCGUCAUAAUUGCUUACUAGAAACACGUAGAAACAAAUUAAAUGUAAAUUCUGAUCUGUCCUAGACAAUACAAAAUCUGAAUUCUCUUGACUAGAUAUACAUACAAACUUGUGACUAAAGCCCAUCCUCGUUAAUAAGAAACAUAAAUCUUCUUCGCUAUAAUUACAUACUAGAUGUACAAGUACACACAAAUGUAAUUUAAUUUGACAUGACAUGUUUGAUGGAAUGUACGGCCGCUCCAAGGUACUAGGAA
Molecule: messenger RNA, 2346 nt
Organism: Lytechinus variegatus (green sea urchin)
Lineage: Eukaryota; Metazoa; Echinodermata; Echinoidea; Temnopleuroida; Toxopneustidae
Exons: 10
Coding region: 203-1825 (540 amino acids)
Biological process (GO): establishment or maintenance of epithelial cell apical/basal polarity; heterophilic cell-cell adhesion
Cellular component (GO): protein-containing complex; plasma membrane
Molecular function (GO): calcium ion binding
Source: RefSeq, a predicted model, not a curated record